Echinostoma caproni is the source of this 498-nucleotide messenger RNA. NCBI's taxonomy places the organism in Eukaryota, Metazoa, Platyhelminthes, Trematoda, Plagiorchiida, Echinostomatidae. The record is from the annotation of a GenBank genome assembly.
AUGGGGAUAACAACUUACAACAAAGAUACUCUGCGAGUUACUAACCAGUGGCCCUAUGCUGAAGUUUAUAGUGUUCGCCCAGAUCCCAAUGUCAAGUCCAGUCAACCCCAGCUACAGCGUCUCGCACUCAUUGUGGUCGAUAAUAACAGAAAGCGUCAUGAACUAACCUUUGCCUCUGAGUACCGUGCCGAAGUACUGACUGAUUUGCUGCGGUUUCGUGAUCGAUUCGGCGAACGACUCAAACCGUCCUCCAGAAUUGCUGCAAAUAAGCUGGGUUGGUCCGAACGUGUGAGUAGCGUGUUACUCUCACCCACACCAAUCUCCAUCGAUAAAAUCGAUUCAAUCACGGGCACCGUUUUGAAAAGCUAUCUGUAUCGGGAUAUGGAGUGUAUUGAUCGAGUGAGUCUUUUUGAUCCCCACCUAACCGCAUUCAUAUUGUCGGUGACGUUUACGAGCUGCAUUAGCGAUUUGCUUUCCUUAUUUUAUUGUCAUUUCUAA